ACUGCUCGUUUUGGUGCUGUGAGAUUCUGCCAAGACCAGCUUCGCCAACGCGUGGACGUCAACUCCACAGCCCCUCCAUAGCAGCCAAGCACGCAUUCCGCGAAUUGCCCGCAGACACUCCCUCACCCCUUGUCUUUUCCUUUGCAUAGUAAACCACUGCGGACAGAAUGGCGGAUGUUCCAAUAGUUCUCGACGGCGGUACCGGUUUCCUCAAGGCAGGCUAUGCAGGACAGAACUUCCCCGACCACCAGUACCCCUCAAUAGUCGGCCGCCCGAUCCUGCGAUCCGAAGAGCGAGAUGGAGACAUCGUGGUCAAGGACAUUAUGUGCGGAGAUGAGGCGGCGGCAGCCCGCUCGAUGCUUCAGAUCACCUACCCUAUGGAGAACGGCAUCGUGAAGCGAUGGGACGACAUGCAACAUCUCUGGGACUACACUUUCUUCGAGAAGAUGCGCGUGGACCCGACCGGCCGCAAAAUCCUCCUCACCGAGCCGCCGAUGAACCCUCUGAGGAACCGCGAGCAGAUGUGCGAGGUCAUGUUUGAGCGCUAUGGGUUUGGCGGAGUGUACGUGGCCAUACAAGCGGUCCUGGCCCUGUACGCUCAGGGUCUAUCUUCGGGAGUAGUCGUCGAUUCAGGUGACGGUGUUACUCACAUCGUCCCCGUCUACGAAAGCACCGUCCUCAACCAUCUCACACGGCGCCUGGAUGUGGCGGGCAGAGAUGUUACGCGGAAUCUGAUCGCGCUGCUGCUGCGAAGAGGCUACGCUCUCAACCGAACGGCUGAUUUCGAGACUGUCCGGCAAAUCAAGGAAAAGCUCUGCUACGUCUCAUACGACCUUGAAUUGGAUCAACGCCUUAGCGAAGACACGACAGUUCUGGUGGAAUCCUACACGCUCCCCGACGGCCGUGUCAUCCGAGUUGGCAGCGAGCGCUUCGAAGCUCCCGAGUGUCUGUUCCAGCCGCAUCUUGUGGACGUUGAGCAGCCCGGCAUCGCCGAGUUUCUUUUCAACACUAUCCAAUCCGCAGAUGUGGAUGUGAGGAGCAGUCUGUACAAGGCUAUUGUGCUAAGUGGUGGGAGCAGCAUGUACCCCGGUCUGCCUAGCCGGCUAGAGAAGGAACUGAAGCAGCUAUGGCUUACCAAGGUACUGGGUGGAAACCCGGAGCGACUAAAUAAAUUCAAGGUCCGCAUUGAGGAUCCACCAAGGCGUCGACACAUGGUUUUCCUCGGCGGUGCUGUGCUGGCCAAUAUUAUGGCGGACAAGGAGAACAUGUGGAUAUCAAAACAAGAGUGGGAGGAGCAGGGCGCCCGCGCCUUGGAGAAGCUUGGUGCGAGAUGAUGAGAAGCCGAAAACGGGUGGAGAAACUAGAGUUCAGUAUAGAGGGUAGGCUACUGGCUUCUGGCGGUCAGAACUGACGACU
Messenger RNA from Trematosphaeria pertusa, 1416 nucleotides. RefSeq names its product actin-like protein 2. The record is from RefSeq and is a predicted model, not a curated record. Gene Ontology annotation, biological process: Arp2/3 complex-mediated actin nucleation. The coding region runs from base 168 to 1334 and encodes 388 amino acids. The transcript has 6 exons. Gene Ontology annotation, cellular component: Arp2/3 protein complex; actin cortical patch. Lineage: Eukaryota; Fungi; Ascomycota; Dothideomycetes; Pleosporales; Trematosphaeriaceae. Gene Ontology annotation, molecular function: actin filament binding.